AUGGUUGAUAGGAAGCUCGUUGCUAUUUCAUUAGAUCCAGAAGAUGAGGAUGAAGAAAUAGUUUUUUGUACAUAUAACCUUGAAGGACAGUUUCAAAAGAUUCGUGAUCAAGAUUCAAAAUUUAAUGAAACUGACUUCAAAUCUGCAUUGAAAAAAUUUUUCCAACUAGAUUUACCAUAUAUUGUUUAUCAUGAUGCCAAUCCUUUUGAAUUAUUGGAUGAUGAAUGUGAAGUUUUAAAUACUAGGAUUUUCAAACCAAAUGAUGGUGUAUUGGAACGUGAUACAAAGAUUGGGAAUGAAAUUGGUUAUAAAUUUAAAAAAGAACGUGUUGAAAGGGUUCAUGAUCAUUCCUAUCUACCUGGGAAACCUGAUAUGAUUUAUGAAUCAUAUCCUUUUUUCAAACCAGAUAUAGAUGAAAGUUAUGAAUUUGCUAAUGAAGAAUUUGUUUUAAAAUUUAUUUCAAAAUUUUUCAAAUCAUUGUUCCAAUCCAAAAAUGAAAUUAAAGCAACAGAAUCAUUACAAUACAUUAGAGAUUUAAUAACAUUUCAAAAUCCUGUUGAAUAUCAAAACUAUUUCACAAUUCAUAAUGGUGAAUUUUAUGAUGUGUUCCAAGAACGUAUAUUCCAAACAAUUUUACAAAUUUAUGAAAAAUUCAUCUUCAAGAAUAGUGCCAAACUAAGGAAAUUUUUCAAUGAUACAGAUUCUUCAUAUCAUCCAAUAUUGAACUCCAUGGAUAAUAUUUCAUUAAAAUCAAUUGGAUCCGUUGCAACAUCUCCAUUUGCAUUUGGUAUAAGUGAUGAAGAUACGAAAUUUUUGAAUGCUUUACUAGUCCAUGUUGAAUUGGUUAAUAUGAAUUUAGGUAUUGGUGAAGGUUAUGAACUUUAUUUCAAUAGUAAAAAGCAAAAUUUUGCAAAUCAAGAGUUGAUUGGUACAAAUUCAACUAAAAUUGAUAAUUUUUUAAAAUAUUUUACAAAAUGUGUUUCAAUUUGUUUGAAUUCAAAGACUAAUAGAUUCAUAAUCACUGAUUAUUAUUGGAUCUCUGUUUUUGAAAUUGAAGAUGUCAAAGAUGGUGAAAUUGAAGAUGUUAAAAGAUUGAUUUCAAAAGUUAAAGUUCGUCAUUUUAGUUUUUCAAAUUUUGAAAAAAGUGGAAAUAUUGAUGAAAAUUUAACAAUAAGGUCAAUCAUUGCAUCAUUCUUCAACGUUUCACCAACAAGUUAUAAAAAAAAUCUUAAAGAAAUGGAAACAUUGAAUAAAAAAGUGAUUAAAGAUUGGGAACUUUUCAAAAAAACUGAAUCACAUUCACAUGUUGUCACCAAGAGUAAUAAUCGUAAAAGGUUAAAAUUUAGUCCAUUUACAUAUAGUACACCAACAGGGAUACAACUGCAAAAACAAAAAGUUGAUUUAGAGAAAUCUUUAAUUAAAUUCAUUGCAAUUGGGUAUGAAUGGUCAUGUCAAACUUUGAGUGUUGAUUUGAAAAAACUAUUCCAGGAUAAAUUACAUUAUUCUCAAUUGAAUUUUGAUAAAGCUGGUGCUAAUAAGAAGGGUAAAGAAGUGUUAUUAUCCAUUUAUGAUGCACAAUAUGAUUCUGAUCAUUUUGAAUUUGAUGAAUAUUAUCGUUCAAUUGAAAGUAAGAAAUCUAAAGCUUCAUUUGAUUCAAUUUUAGGAUUAGUUAAACCGGACCAAUCGUAUUUUAGAUGGUUGUCAAAUGUUGAAGUUUAUGAAAAACUGGUUGGGUUGCAAGGUGAUGUUAUCGCUAAAAUCAUUGAUUAUGGAUAUUUGGAAGAUAAGGCUUAUAAUGACGAUGAAUUACAUUUUAAAACUGAUGGAUUUUAUAUGAUUUACGAACCAAUUUCACCAAAUUUCCAAGAUAUGACACCUGUUGACUUUAAAAAUGAAGAACAUUAUCAAUUAGCCAAAGAGACAUUGAGCAAGAUUCAUGAAUAUGGUGUUAGUUUCCAUCCUCGUACUAAAUUAACAUUAGAAAUCCUUAGAUACUACAAGGGGAAAGUUUAUGUGAUUAAUUUAGAAGAAGCAUCAUCAGUUCCAACCAAGAGUUCCAAAAAUAAAGAUUUGAUUGAUUUGGAUCGGAUUUUCAACAAGAGCACUGGUAAUUUGGAAGGUGGUAAAGAGAGAAAGAGAAGUCGCCAACAUGCUCAUGGACAUUCUCAUCAACAUAUAUUUGAUUUUUUGGCUGCAUGUGAGGAAGAUGAUUAUAGACCAGAUUAUGGAUCAUGGUCUGUGAGUGAGAGUGAGGAAGGAGAUGAAGAUGGAGUAAUGUAUUAG
Hansenula anomala is the source of this 2283-nucleotide messenger RNA. RefSeq lists its product as uncharacterized. Lineage: Eukaryota; Fungi; Ascomycota; Saccharomycetes; Phaffomycetales; Wickerhamomycetaceae. The coding region runs from base 1 to 2283 and encodes 760 amino acids. The record is from RefSeq and is a predicted model, not a curated record. The transcript has a single exon.